UGUAACCUCGGCCAGAUCAGACUGCUGCAUUAUAUUUUUCAUUUGGUGUAUAGUGAAAAUCAAAACCAGGUGAUAGGGGCUGGUUUUGCUCCUUUACAUAGCCGUUACGGAUAGGUCAGAAUCGCCUUCUAUUAAUAAUCUAUUAAGAAUUGGCGGAAGAUGCGACAUCCACGGAACUCGAAUGGAAUGAUGAAUCCGGCUUACAGUCGCGAUCCCAACGACACUCCGGAACCCACGGGGGGUCGACGAUCGCGAUCAAAAAUAUCGCAGGUUAUCGUUGCCCGACCACAUUACCAGCAAGAGGAUCUGAACAAUGCCUUUAACUACUUCAAACCAAAGUCUAACUUCUACCAAGAAGCGCUGGAAAGCAUGAGAGAGAUGGACACCAAAACAUGCCUUACUGGACUUUUCCCGAUCUUCCAAUGGCUUCCGGAGUACUCAUUUCCUAGUGAUUUCAUUGGAGAUCUUAUCAGUGGAUUAACGGUUGGUGUAAUGCACAUACCGCAGGGAAUGGGCUAUGCACUUAUAGCUAACAUGCCACCAAUCACCGGAAUCUACACGGCAUUCUUUCCAGUGUUUAUUUAUUUCCUAUUGGGUACCUCAAGACAUAAUUCCAUGGGUACGUUGGCGGUAGUUUCGAUUAUGACUGGAAAAGUUGUUUACAAUCACUCUGGGGAGGGUUCAAACUUCACCAAUUUGGAGGUCGGAACUGCGUUAUGUUUUCUUGUUGGCAUAAUACAGCUAGUAAUGUGUCUGCUUAGAAUGGGUGCUGCUUCAUUUUUACUCUCUGAAGCUUUGGUUUCCGGAUUCACCACGGGGGCAGCAGUUUAUGUCUUUACAUCUCAAAUGAAGGACAUACUAGGCGUAACUCUGCCUCCGCUGGGUAGUAAGUUUGAAAUCGUUUAUACUUAUUAUGAACUCGGAAAAAAAAUACCUGAAACUAAUCUUAUAAAUUUGGCGAUAGCUGCAGUUGCUAUAAUCAUACUUUUGAUCAACAAUGAAAUAAUAAAGCCCCGCCUUGCCAAACUUUGUAUCAUUCCCAUUCCAAUUCAGCUUAUUCUUGUUAUUGGUGGAACUUUGUUAUCGAUACAAUACAACCUAAAAGAAAAUUAUGCAAUAAAGGUAGUUGGAACAAUUCCUCAAGGAUUGCCAGCGCCCAAGCUCCCGAACUUCGACAUAUUACCAGAAAUCCUCACGGAAAGCAUCACCGUGGCUGUAGUCGGCUAUACUGUAUCGGUUUCUUUGGGAAUAAUAUUUGCUAAAAAGGAAAAUUACGAAAUUGGCUUCAACCAGGAACUGCUAGCACUCGGGGCGGGCAACGUAUUUGGGUCGUUUUUUUCGUGUUAUCCCUUUGCAGCGUCUCUUUCACGUGCAGCUAUCCAAUACCUGGCGGGCGGAAAAACGCAAAUAACUGGACUCAUCUCAUGCAGCUUGCUUGCGGUGGUGCUUUUGUUUGUGGCAUCAUUUUUCCAGCCGUUGCCUCGCUGCAUUCUCGCCAGUAUUAUCGCAGUUUCUGUGCAAGGUUUAUUGAUGCAGGCCAAAGAUCUACCAAAGUUCUGGCGUCAAGGUUUUUUCGAUGGUGUUACUUGGGUGCUCACGUUUAUAUCGGUGGUAUUCAUAUCGAUUGAUGUUGGACUACUGGUCGGAUUUGCUCUAAGCGUUUCAAGCAUCUUUUUCCGUGCACUCAGGCCGUACAUGUGCCAGAUGGGAAAUGUUCCCAACUCAGAUGUAUACUUGGAUAUAACUCGCUACGAAGGGCUGAUCGAACAUCGUGGUAUUAAGAUCGUACACUACAGCGGAGGGCUACACUUUGCUUCACGUGCCGUAUUCAAAAGCAACAUCUGCCAAUUUCUAAAUAUCAAUUUGACGGAGGAGACUAAGCGUCGCAAAUCACCCAACUUCAUAGAAGCGGACGAUGCCAUCAAAUAUCUUAUAUUGGACUUUACUGCACUCAGCUAUAUAGACCCGUCGGCCAUCUCCACCUUCAAAACGUUUGUCAAAGAUCUGGAGGUAAUCGAUGUACAAACGCUUCUUGCAGGCUGUUCACCGCUGGUGUUUGAGAAGAUGAAGAAAUGCAAUUUUAUUGGUGGAGAGGAAAACUACGUUCGCACUUAUCCCACUGUUCACGAUGCGGUACAUUUUGCCCAGAAACAACUGAGAUUACGUGCAGGAGUAUCGCAAACGAUACAAGAAGUACGUCUGUAAAAGUUGUAUUACUAAUGUCAUAAUUUUUGAUUAUACAUUUUAAUAUUUGCAAAAUUGGUUGUCUUGCGAGCGCAAUGUGGUUGAGCAUGGGGGCGUAAUAAAAUUGUUAUUAACCAAUGUCAGUAGAUAAUCAAUAAAAAAAAUUCGAAUAAAUGCCAAUACAAAUUA
Messenger RNA from Anopheles arabiensis, 2373 nucleotides. RefSeq names its product sulfate transporter-like. Gene Ontology annotation, molecular function: sulfate transmembrane transporter activity; chloride transmembrane transporter activity; bicarbonate transmembrane transporter activity. Gene Ontology annotation, cellular component: membrane. Lineage: Eukaryota; Metazoa; Arthropoda; Insecta; Diptera; Culicidae. The transcript is spliced from 8 exons. Gene Ontology annotation, biological process: transmembrane transport. The record is from RefSeq and is a predicted model, not a curated record. Bases 160 to 2205 code for a protein of 681 amino acids.